ACCCAAUUUCUGGAUUAGGAAGGAUCACAGUUUGUUGAAGGAUUCAUCUCCCCUGAAUGAUUGAUUGGUUGCCUUUUCCGGGGAGAUUUAUUUGGGUCCUUAUCGAUUGCAGUAACGGGCGAUACUUCUUCUAGCCAGAAGAACACUUCAUCUACUUCCAGCACUCUCUCAAUCCAUAGCCCGACCGAUUCAGACUUGCCCCUAAAAUCGCGACUGCGACGCGAAGCUUCUAACCCCUCUCCCUCCAAAAACCUUCACGAAACAAAUGGCGAACGUCGGCGAGAGCUCUUCAGCACCUCCGAUGUCUACCGACGGCGUGAAGCCCGUCGUCGUUAGGGUUAAGCGGAAGUUGCACCAGUCUAUACUCGACGCCUUCUGGCUGGAAAUCAACGAGCGGCCGUCGAAGCGCGCGACUUUGGAUUUGGCGAAGCUCUCGCUUGGCGAUUCCGCUAAUGGAAACGGUAAAUAGUGAUUGGGAACCCCAAAAUGUUUGGUUGCUUAUUAGGGAUUACGAAAUUUGAUCUAAAAGCAGUUCCAUGGAGUCAACCAUGGGAACGGUCUCUUGUUUCUUCGCCUUGCUAUGUUGAAAUUGGCGAUCUCUUGUUUUUUGGAGCAGGAGAAGAAUCUAAGACUAGGAAGAUCCUUGUGCAGCACGUUGAAACGAUCAGCACCUCGGAAUCCACCAUUAGUGUUGUGCAAUCGUUUGUGCCUAACUCUGUUGAUGUGGUCGAAGCUAAAACGACAACGGAGGACUGGAAACGGACCUUUAAAAGUGUAAAUAAACAAGAACAAAUUCUUUUAAAAUCCAGACAAAGUCAAGAGCAAAUAGCCAAAAGUGCACGCUUCCAACAAAUAUGGAGCAGGCGGAAGGAAACAGAGGAAGCAGUGCAUGAUAUGUGUCAUUUCUAUGAUGUCAUUCGAAUUGAUGCCGAAUCCAGUCAGGAGAAGCAGAAAGAAGCUCUGUCUGUGGAGGAUCAGAAGCUUCUUUCUAGCUAUUUGCCUUUCUUAAAGGAGUUGAUUCCAGAUGCUGCUGAGGAGAUUGAAGCUGAAAUCAGUGCUUCCACUUCCCAGGAAGAUGAGUAUGUGUAUGACUACUAUACUGUGAAUGAUACCAUGGACAUAGAACCCGAAGACCCACCUUUUUCAUUUCCGCUGGUGCAAGUUGAGGAUGAGGAUUUCUACGAUGGACCAGAUGACGAAUCUGAAUGCGACAGUGAAGAUUCAAACGGUAUUGUUGACUCCUACUCUUCUACUCCCUUAGCCAGCCAGAUGUUGCUAACUGGUUUUGUUUGGUCUAGUUAACCAGAUUGAAAAUUGAAAAUCGCUUAGUAGUUGCUAAUUUAAAACAGUAUUCAGACCCAUGACCUGAUCGUGAACUGCACAUUUUAACCAGUGACUAAAACCGGCAGUCCUAAACCGAUAUGAACUUGGUUGGCCAAAACCGACUGGUUAAGUCACUGUAUGAACAGUUACCAAAACAGUUAGUCCCUCCUACACCUUAGCUCAAAGCACCGAUGAUACUGCUUUCUCAUUUCCUUUCUCUCCUCGUGGUUUUUUUUUACAGCUGAAAAUCAUCCAUUUAAUGAAUAUCCCGAUGAAAGUUCAGAAGCAGAAGACGAGUUGCGGAGUGAAGAUAAAAGUAACGACGAUGAAGACGAUGGAGAAGAAAACGAACAAGGUGAAAUGGAAGAUGAAGAGGAGGAAGGUGAUGAUGACGGGAAUCACAGCUUGCCGGAUGGCGAAGGCACAAAUUCCGGCGACCAGUUUGAUGCCUACGUUGAUCACUACAUUGAUGAAGCUUAUAGCUUUGCUAACGACGAACCUGAAAGUGAAGACGGUUAUAGUGAGAGCGACUAAGAGCUCAAAGAAUCUUCCUCUCAAGUGAUGCAAGAAUCUUUCUGUCUGCGGCAAUUCCUCAAAACCACAGUUGUUGGGAUUGACUUAUUUUGCGUAUAGCUUAUGUAUGCAGUUACUGUUACUAGUUCACGAUAAUCUUUGCAAAGACGAGCUUUCAUA
Messenger RNA from Linum tenue, 2016 nucleotides. The record is from the annotation of a GenBank genome assembly. NCBI's taxonomy places the organism in Eukaryota, Viridiplantae, Streptophyta, Magnoliopsida, Malpighiales, Linaceae.